Molecule: messenger RNA, 756 nt
Organism: Stylonychia lemnae
Lineage: Eukaryota; Ciliophora; Spirotrichea; Sporadotrichida; Oxytrichidae
Source: the annotation of a GenBank genome assembly
AUGGCUAAUGCAGUACUAUUGAAUGUAUUUGUGUAAAUGAUUACACUAUUUUUCAUGUAUCUCACCUCGGAUAAUAUAUGUAAGGAAGUAUGUCUCUAAUAAAUCUUAGUGAUAAGAAUGGAUUUAGAAAACAAUGAGUCAAGAACUGUUUUGGCAGCAUUCCUAAAUCCUCUAAUGUGGAUAUCUCUAGUUCACCAAAGAAACAAACACUUCAAGAUCCCAUCGAUUUUAGGCUAUUUGAUCUUGAACAUAUUUUUCAUGAGUCAUGUUUACCUCCAAAGUGUUAUUGUUAUGCAUUAAGGACCAGUGCCAGUGUUUUUCUUUUUGUUCCUUUAUCUUGGUGAUCAAGUAUUCACCUAUUUUUAUCUCCUGCUUUAGGAUUACAUCUAUCCUGUUGGAGUAUUUGGCUUUUGUGCAGCACCCAAAGUUACUUUUACUCUUGGAUUCUACUUUUAUUAUGAUGAUUAGCUUGAUGUGAUUAUGCUAAAUUCUAUCUUGACUACAAUUAUUUGUGUAGUGUAAGGACUUGCGAUGGAAGAAUUGUUAAGAGAUUGCUAUGAUGAGAAGAUCGAUAAUUUCGGAGUUAUUGAUUACUACGUUCUCAUUUACUUAGAUAUCAAGUACAUCCUGAAAAAAGCAUACCUAAACGGCAUUGAUCAUGUUUUAGAUUUUAAAGAUUGGAUUUACAGUAAAAAGAGAGUUCAAAAGAGACUUCAGGGAAUGUCAGAAUCGGAUAAUAAAGAUAAAACUGAUUGA